Messenger RNA from Triticum aestivum (bread wheat), 1335 nucleotides. RefSeq names its product GDSL esterase/lipase At5g62930. The record is from RefSeq and is a predicted model, not a curated record. The transcript has 8 exons. The coding region runs from base 266 to 1081 and encodes 271 amino acids. Lineage: Eukaryota; Viridiplantae; Streptophyta; Magnoliopsida; Poales; Poaceae. Gene Ontology annotation, molecular function: hydrolase activity, acting on ester bonds.
AUAUUGGCACAGCUAGCGACUGAAUCUCAGCGCACAUCCCGUGGAGGACUACAGGAGCGAGACGGCCCGCCGCCGGUGGAAUCGAACGCGGCGGCGCCCACCCCCAACCCCCCGAGCCAGCCGGCGCGUGCUCCUCCGAGCUCCGCCACUCCGCACCGCGAGGCCGACCUGAAUCACUGAUGACCUGAUCAGAGCAGAUCAGGGGGGAAAGAUAAAGUUUUAGGGGCCCUAGAUACUCCUGACUGCAAAUAGGUGCCUAGCCUCGAUGGCGAUGCCUGGAUCCUGCCCCUCGACGGUGGCCCCGUCAGCCGGCCAUCCUCCCAUCUGCCUCGCCGAUGCUUCAGGGCGAGCGGGAUCCCAAGACAUGCUGCGGCCGCGUCUGGUGCUCUUCGGCGACUCCAUCACCGAGCAGUCCUUCCGCCCUGGCGGUUGGGGAGCGGCCCUUGCCGAUACCUACUCCCGCAAGGCCGAUAUUGUUGUCAGAGGCUAUGGUGGGUACAACUCAAGAUGGGCUCUGUUCCUGAUCCAGCGCAUCUUUCCCCUGGUUGGCUUGCCACCCGUUGCGACGACUAUAUUCUUUGGCGCUAAUGAUGCAGCGCUUCUAGGACGAACAAGCCAGCGGCAACAUGUUCCGGUUCAGGAGUAUAAACAGAAUCUCAAAACAAUUGUUAAUCACCUGAAGGAUUGUUCCAAGUCCAUGGUAAUUUUGCUUAUCACUCCACCUCCUAUCGAUGAAGAUGGAAGAGAAAGAUAUGCACGAUCACAGUAUGGAGAAGAUGCGAGGAGGCUCCCUGAAAGAACAAAUGAAAUGGCUGGCGUCUAUGCAGGUCAAUGCAUAGAACUUGCCAAAGAAAUGGAUGUACAGUGUGUUGAUCUUUGGUCAAAGAUGCAAGCCACUGAAGGUUGGCAGAAACUUUACUUAAGUGAUGGACUGCAUCUGACGCCGGAAGGAAACGCUCUGGUCCACAAGGAGGUCGUCCAGACCUUGAGAGGCGCUGGUCUGAAAGCUGAAGAUAUGCCACAUGACUUCCCCCAUCAUUCCAAAAUCGAUGGGGUUUACCCGGAAAGGGCCUUCCAGUGAAGUGGUUUCAGGCAGUGUGAUGUUCAAGUUCUGAACCGCUUGCUUCCUCGUUCUUUUUGCUUUUCCUUGUGUUUUAAUUUUUUUUUCUUUUGGUGUGAAACUUCUGAACUGUGAAAUUUCACGUCCAUUUUUCAGCCCAUUGAAAUAGUUGGGUGUGCCAUAGAAAAAUUACAAGUAGAUGACAUGAUUUUUCGGUGGAUUGCUGCUCAGAUUGUCUCUACUACAAUUUACAAUACAAGGAACACAGUGGCUAA